AUCGGAGUCAUCAUCGGUCCGAUAUUUUGGAUCCGUGCUCCAUUGACGAACAAACAACACUCUUCUUUUCCUAAGUUCCAACCAUUUUAUUAGCUCCUUCACCGGAGCUUCACAUCGGGAACAAUGGCGGCGAGUAGGAAGAUUUGUCAUUCUCUGAUCGUCUUCCUCAUAGCGAUUUCUACAGUCUAUGGUGUUUCCGCGGAUUCGAUAAAAGGCUGCGGUGGUUUUGUCGAGGCGAGUUCGUCUUUGGUCAGCUCACGGAAAGGAUCCGAUGGGAAACUGGAUUAUUCUCAUAUCACGGUUGAGCUUCAAACAGUAGAUGGAUUGGUAAAAGACAGUACACAGUGUGCCCCAAAUGGUUACUAUUUCAUCCCAGUAUAUGACAAGGGCUCAUUCAUUCUCAAGAUAAAUGGACCAGAGGGAUGGUCAUGGAAUCCAGAUAAGGUCUCUGUCGUUGUUGACGACUCUAGUUGCAACAACAAUGAGGAUAUUAACUUCCGCUUCACGGGUUUUACAUUAUCCGGUAAAGUCCUUGGAGCUGUUGGUGGGGAGAGUUGUGUGAUUAAGAAUGGAGGUCCAGCUGAUGUCAAUGUUGAAUUGUUGUCUUCUGAUGGAGAUCCCGUUGCUUCUGUUCUCACAUCGUCAGAUGGGAGCUACUUAUUCAAGAAUAUUAUUCCAGGAAAAUACAAUAUCCGUGCAUCCCAUCCAGAGCUGCAGGUUGAAGUUCGCGGUUCAAUAGAGGUGGAACUUGGAUUUGCAAAUGGCAUGGUGGAUGACAUAUUCUUCGUCCGUGGUUAUGAUCUCAAGGGGUCUGUUGUUGCUCAGGGAAAUCCAAUCCUGGGUGUUCAUAUAUAUUUGCAUUCAGAUGAUGUUUCCAUGGUAGAUUGCCCCCAAGGAUUUGGUGACGCUGCUGGAGAAAGGAAGCCUCUCUGCCAUGCUGUAUCCGAUGCGGAAGGAAUUUUCAGUUUCAAGUCCAUCCCUUGUGGAAAAUACGAAUUGGUGCCACAUUAUAAGGGUGAGAAUACGGUCUUUGAUGUUUCACCUCCUGUUAUGCCUGUUUCUGUAGAGCAUCAACAUGUCACCGUUCCCCAAAAAUUUCAGGUAACAGGAUUCUCCAUAGGGGGUCGUGUAGUUGACGGUAAUUCAGUGGGAGUUGAGGGCGUUAAAAUCUUAGUAGAUGGUAGUCUAAGAUCUGUCACGGACAAGGAAGGCUAUUACAAGCUUGACCAGGUUACGUCAAAUCAGUAUACGAUUGAUGCAGUCAAGGAGCAUUACAAGUUUGACAAACUGAAGAAGUUCAUGGUUUUACCAAAUAUGGCUUCACUACCAGACAUCAGUGCUGUAUCCUAUGAGAUCUGUGGUGUGGUGCGAAUGUUUGGUUCUCGUCACAAAGCAAAGGUAGCUUUGACUCAUGGACCCACAAAUGUCAAACCACAAAUGAAGCUAACAGAUGAGACCGGAACUUUCUGCUUUGAGGUUCCACCAGGCGAAUAUAGGCUGUCUGCUUUGGCUGCUACACCAAAGGGUGCUUCUGAGCUUCUGUUUUUGCCAGCUUAUUUGGAUGUUGCCGUUAAAAGCCCAUUGUUGAACAUAGAAUUUUCUCAGGCCAGAGUCAAUGUGCAUGGUUCUGUUACUUGCAAGGAGAAAUGUGGUCCGUCUGUGUCAGUGGUGCUUGUGGGAGCGGCUGGUGAUCGUGACAAGAAGACAGUUGUUUUAACCGACGAGAGCAGUCAAUUUCUAUUUUCAGACAUACUGCCUGGAAAAUAUAGAGUUGAGGUGAAAAGCAUUUCACCGGAAGCCGCAUCUGAUGAAGACAGUUGGUGCUGGGAUCGUAGCUCCAUUGAUGUGAAUGUCGGAACUGAGGAUAUCAAAGGGAUUGAAUUUGUCCAGAAAGGUUACUGGAUUAAUAUUGUCUCCACCCAUGAGGUGGACGCUAGAAUCGCUCAUCCUAAUGGAUCACCUACUAGUUUGAAAAUCAAGAAAGGUUCGCAGAAAAUAUGCGUUGAGUCACCUGGAGGGCAUGAGCUUCAGCUUUCUGACUCAUGCAUGUCCUUUGGGAGCAAUUCAAUAAAGAUAGAUGUCUCAAAUCCACAGCCUAUUCAUCUGAAAGCAGAGAAGUACCUCCUCAAAGGUCUGAUAAAUGUGGAGUCUAGUUCAACUAUUGAGUCUGAAUUGCCAGAGAAUUUCAUUGUUGAUAUUCAAGACAAGAAAGGAAAUGUUAUCAACAGUAUUACUGCCAAACUUGCAUCUGAUGGAAGUGGGGUUUAUGAGUACUAUACCUGGGAAAAUCUUGGUGAAAAGAUUAGCUUUGUUCCUCGAGAUUCUAGGGGUAAUGUGGAGAAGAAGAUGUUGUUUUAUCCUAAAGAGCUUCAUGCUGUAGUGUCAAAUGAUGGAUGCCAAGCUUCAGUUUCUCCAUUUACUGGUCGGCUUGGUCUUUACAUAGAAGGAUCAGUCUCUCCUCCUCUUCCUGGUGUUCAUAUUAAGGUUUCCGCUGCAAAAGACAGCCUUAUUUCUUCACUUAAGAAAGGUGAAGUAGCUAUUGAAACAAGCACUUCACCAGCUGGUUCAUUUGUUGCUGGGCCUUUGUAUGAUGAUAUACCAUAUGCCACCGAGGCUUCAAAGGCUGGCUACCAUAUUAAAAGGCUAGGACCAUAUUCCUUCUCUUGCCAGAAGCUUGGUCAGAUCUCUGUGCGUGUAAACUCAAAGGACAAUGCCGAGACAUCAAUACCUCCGCUGUUGUUAUCAUUAAGUGGCGAUCAUGGUUACAGAAAUAAUUCCAUAUCUGGCGCUGGUGGACUCUUUGUGUUUGAUAGCUUAUUCCCUGGAAAUUUCUACUUGCGUCCCCUUCUUAAGGAAUAUUCUUUCAAACCCGCAACACUGGCUAUAGAACUAAGUUCUGGGGAGUCCAGUGAAGCUGUCUUUGAGGCUACUCGUGUUGCCUACAGUGCAAUGGGUAGAGUCGCUCUCCUAUCGGGCCAGCCACAAGAAGGUGUUGCAAUUGAAGCUCGCUCUGACUCCAAAGGAUACUAUGAGGAGACUACAAGUGAUAUUAAUGGAAAUUAUCGACUGAGAGGGUUACAUCCAGAUGCAACAUAUGUAAUUAAAGUGUCGAAGAAAAUUGGUUCAGGCAACAAUAAAAUUGAACGUGCAUCUCCAGAGUCAGUUUCUCUUCAGAUUGGUUAUGAAGAUAUCAAUGGGCUCGACUUUUUGGUAUUUGAACAACCAGAAACGACCAUAUUGACGUGCCAUGUCGAAGGAAAACAAAACGAAGAUCUAAACUCGAAUCUGCUAGUGGAGAUCAAAUCAGCCAUUGAUAAAUCUAAGAUAGAGAAUGUCUUUCCACUACCACUCUCCAACUUCUUCCAAGUAAAAGGCUUACCCAAAGGUAAGCACCUCGUGCAGCUUAAAUCCAGUCGUCCUUUGAUCUCCCACAAAGUAGAAUCAGAGAUUAUUGAAGUUGAUUUUGAGACAAAUGCCCAAAUCCAUAUCGGUCCACUUCGAUACAGCAUCGUGGCAGAUCAUCAGAGUCAGGAAGUGACACCUGCAGCUAUAUUGCCACUGGUUAUUGGAGUUUCGGCAAUUGCUCUGUUCCUCAGCAUCCCCAGGUUGAAAGACAUCUACCAAUCCACGGUUGGGAUUUCGUCUCCCGGGUUCACUACAUCUGCCAAGAGAGAACCUCGAAAAGCUGUUGCUAGAAAGAAGACGUUCUGAAGAAUUUAUUCAUCUUCAGUCUUUUUUUGUUUUGUUUUUUGUUAUAUAGUAUCGUUAGAGGGAAUUUAUUCAAAACAUUGCAGAACUCAGAAACUCCUCUAAUCCAUUUAAAGUUUAGAGAAACGCUCAAUCUAGUCUUCUUUUUACCAUUUUUUUUUAUGUGAAUUGUGUUAGAAUCUUUUUCUCCAUGACUAUUUCCAAAAACUCUGUUAUCA
Messenger RNA from Arabidopsis lyrata subsp. lyrata, 3926 nucleotides. Its product is annotated as nodal modulator 1. The transcript has 27 exons. The record is from RefSeq and is a predicted model, not a curated record. Gene Ontology annotation, cellular component: endoplasmic reticulum membrane. Bases 124 to 3711 code for a protein of 1195 amino acids. NCBI's taxonomy places the organism in Eukaryota, Viridiplantae, Streptophyta, Magnoliopsida, Brassicales, Brassicaceae.